Volvox carteri f. nagariensis is the source of this 3678-nucleotide messenger RNA. RefSeq lists its product as uncharacterized. The record is from RefSeq and is a predicted model, not a curated record. The coding region runs from base 1 to 3678 and encodes 1225 amino acids. NCBI's taxonomy places the organism in Eukaryota, Viridiplantae, Chlorophyta, Chlorophyceae, Chlamydomonadales, Volvocaceae. Gene Ontology annotation, molecular function: ribosome binding; nucleic acid binding; ubiquitin protein ligase activity. The transcript has 9 exons. Gene Ontology annotation, biological process: protein ubiquitination; rescue of stalled cytosolic ribosome.
AUGUCGCUGCCGCCACACCGCGGCCGUGGCCGAGGCAGGAGCGCACACGGCCGAUCACAACAUGGUCGCUUUAACAGUGUCGCCCAGGACCAAUCUGCCCAUGCCGGGCAGCGUGAGCAUCCACCACAGGGCCCCAGCUACGACUCCGCACCUGCGGCACACCGCUCGCGCCAUCGUGAAGACCAGAACGGCUCCCUGAGAGGAUACGAUGACGGCCGUCAUGCGGUCCGACCCUCCACAGAAGAUACCCCCGUUGGUGGACUCGAUGAUGGCGCCAGCACCAGCUACGGCACCGAUGGGCCCGUGCACGGACUGACCUUGCAAGGAUCCGACAGGCGGGGCCGCAGAGGCGGUCGCUAUGGUGGCGGCCGUGGCCGUGGGCACAACCGAGAAGUUGUCCCCACAGUCAAUGGCCAGCUGCCUGACACCGUGACAGGGCCGCCUGCUGAGUUUCAUCGUCAAAGAGGAGGCCGGCGUGGUGGCCGCGGUGGAAGGGCUUCUCGAAGCGUCCAAAAUGGACCUGGAGGCGACGGUGCAACGGAUGCAGAACGACACCACCCUGCCGGUGUACCGCCGGCAGCUACGGCUGCUAUAGCUGCAGCCGGGGCCCCACCCAACGCACCUGGGUCAUCAUUCACUACCCAAUGGCACACUGAGGGGGCGGAGGCUAUCAGCAGCGGAAGUGACAGCGAGGGCGAGACGCUCACGUGUGUGAUUUGCUGUGAGGAGGUGGCGGCAGUGGCUGUGGGCUCAUGUGGCCACAGCCACACGUGUGCCAGGUGCUGCUUGCGACUGCGGCUGUGCUACCGCGACCUGCGAUGCCCGCUGUGCAAGACGGUGAACAACGAGGUCGUGGUGGCGAGACCGCCACUGCCUCCUGGAACCUCCUUCGAGUCGCUGGCCGGGUCGCAGCAGCAACGGGAGGCGCUGUGGCAGCAGCCCAAGUGGGCAAAAGGGGUGCUGGUGUACGACCCCCCUACUGAAGGAGCCGACCGCCCAUCGCAACCUGGCCAACAACAACAACAGCAGCACCCGGGCGGCGGCCGGCGGCGGCCCCUUCACAAGUCCCUGCAGGCGAUGACGUCCCGCAGCUGCUCCGUGUGUGACUCCCAAGGGCGGCGUCCUUUCGGCACAAUCAACCUGCUGCUAGCGCAUCUCAGGUCAGCUCACGACCGGCUGCUGUGUGAUGUGUGCCUGGGUGCGGGCCUGAAAUUUCCGCUGGAGUACCCCACGUACGACACCGCCGGACUGGCGAAACACAUGGCUUCGGAGCACCCGCGCUGCGAGUACUGCAAUCUGGUGUUUUACGGACGAGACGAGCUGUACGGGCACAUGACUCAGCGACAUUUCACAUGCCACGUGUGCUCCCGGCUGGGGCGCCACCACUUGUACUUCCCGGACGCUGAUACGCUGCUGAUUCAUCUUCGGGAGGAACACUACACGUGCGACCAUCCGGACUGCUUCGGCUGCAUGAUUGCCUUCGCCACCCGGGACGAGCUCAACACCCACAUCCGCGACCGUCAUUCGUCGUACAUGCCCCGCUGGGACCAGUCCAGGGCUCGGCCCCUGCUGCUGGACUUCAUGGGCACCCGCGGAACGACCACCACCACCGCCACCACCACCGCUGCACCCGCCGCAGCUGCCUCCGGUCGCAACAGCCGCAGCGAUGACCGGAGCGAGCAGCGGCGCGGGCGCGUAGCAGCAGCAGCAGCAGCAGCAGCAGCCGGCCGAGAAGGAGCUCCUCCUGCUGGUGCCAUCAGCGGUAGCGGCACGGCACGACACACAGCGCAGCAGCCGCGAUCGCGACAAGGCCCGAGUGGCCGUCUCGGACUGGAGGACCCGGAUGCAUUUCCCUCCCUGCAGUCACAACAUCCUCUUCAGGAGGCGCAACAGCAGCCACACCACCCGCACCCGCACCACCAGGGCGCCCUGGGCGACAUGCAUGAUACGGAAGGGGGCCUGGCUGUGAUUGAUGAUGAUCUCGGGCUGGGACCGUCGAGGUCGUUGGCCGCGGCCGCCGGUACCGCGGCGGGCAGGUCUAGGUCUAGCGGCGCCGCGAACGGCGGUGCUCCCUCGGCGGCGCAGUCGGGGUUGCCGACUGGGCCGGACAGCGGGACAGCAGCCUCGGGCGCCCGGGGGCUGGCGGGGGCGUGGGGGGGCCGUCAGCCUGGUAGCGGCACGUUCCGGGAGGACUUUCCCGAGUUGUCCAUAGCAGCCGCCUCGACAUGUGCUGCCGCAUCGCGCUCCGCCUGGGGACCGCCCAGCAGCCGGUCCGCUGCCGCUGAACCACCCGGCUCCUCUUCGGCGGCCUCCCCUCCCCGAUCCGCUGCGGCCACUGCGGCGUCGCUGUUUUCGCUGCGGAAGGUAACGGUGCGCUGCCGCUGCGGUAACCGGGUCGAGCACCUGGCACUUCGGCCCGAUGAGAAGGCCCCUGAGCUGGUUUGUGACCGCGACUGCACUGUGAAGCAGCGGCGAGCUCAGCUGGCAGAGGCGUUUGGGGUGGCGGCAGCAGACAGCCACGUCUCGUACUUUGAUCGCCACCGCACGCCGAACUACACGACUGAACUGAUCUUGGCUGCCCAGGCCGCUGGUACGGAGUGGGUGGCGUCGGUGGAGCAGGACUUGGCUCGAUUUCUUGCGGAUUCGUCCGUGCGCCGUACCUCGCUGGCUGCCGGUAUGAGCCAGUCGCAGCGGCGGCUGGUCCAUGAGCUGGCGGAGCACUACGGUCUGGUGUCGCACUCCAUCGGGCAGGGGUCGUCCCGCGCGGUGCAGCUGCUGAAGGGCGCCGCCAGCGGUGCACCCACCCGGCUGCUGUCCGUGGUGGCGGCCGCUACACCCGCCGAGGAGCUGGCUCGGCUGGCGUCUGGCAGCGGGGGCGCGGCCGGCGGAGGCUGGGUGAUAAAGCUGGUGGAUGUGGCGCCUGGGACGAAUGUGCAGCACUACCUGCGGGCCUGGGAGGGCGACUACACAGCAACCCCCGUGCAAGGCUCCUCCUCCUCCCUGCAGCUGACCUUCCACCGCGAGUCGUCGUUCCGGGACUGCCGCUCCCGACUUGGGGGCGGCAUACGUGGCGUGUUUCGUACGGAGGUAGAGCGGGAACAUGACGGAGCGCGGCCUGCCGCUGGACCGGCAGCGGGGUCGGGGCCGACAGCUGGCGGGGUGGCGCUGAAACCGCCGGCACCUCUCGUGGCGCCCCCGGGCUGGCAGGUGCUGCGCGGCAACAAGGCGGCCGCGCCCGUCACCCGCGGCAAGGUCGGCGGCACCCCUGCGGGAGCUGACGCCGCAUCGUCUGUCCGUGCGGCCUUGGCAGCUGACGCGUGGGCCUCAGACGACGCGAGCCCGCGUCCGCUGCAAUCCCAACAACGCUGGCACGUGGCGCCGGACGGCGUUGCGGGUGGGGCGGGCGGGUCCAAGGGCGACGUUGCCGAGGGGCCGUCGAGGGGGGCCAUGGAGCCGCAGCUCCCCGGGCGCGGGCCGCCGCUGGACCUGGCGAAGGCGACGCUGUGGUCGGCUCUGAUGAUGAACGAGGAGGAGCAGAAUGGAGGUGGCGCGGGGGAUGCCGGGGGGAAUGGCAUUGGGGGAUUGCAAGGGAGGAAGGGCAGCACGCUGGCAUCGGCACAGAAGACUGCUGACAUUGUUGGGGGGGGGGACGGGGAGAGCUGGGAUGAGCUGGUGUGA